CUGUUAAACUAUAGUGAAACCACUGUAUUGCUAUUGAAUUUGUAUAACAUUUGUUUAAGUAAUGCACUUAAGAAAAGUAAAAUAGGUGACACACGUGACGCAUGUGAAUUACCAGGCGGGUAUGAUUUGAUCCUGUGCAUUACGAUUGAACAAAAAGGUCGAUGGUCGAUGGAAAAUCAUCUAGUUCAAAGGUGGUGCAUCUAGUGUGCCGCAGACAUUAAAAGGAUCAGAAGAAAGAACGAGAAAGCGAGAAAAAGAGUGAGAGCCGGAAAGAGAGUCACAGAAAGACAACGUGCUUUCCACUAUGUUGGCAAUAUAAACAAAGGGAGAAACGCCGACCAGCGGCAUUAGGCAGCGAACGGUUGGUUUAAGUGGAUGCGUAACUCGCAGCCACCGACGGAGUAGCGAGGCCUCGUAGUGCUAGCGUGCGGCAUUGUAACAGAUCCAUCGAAUAUUAGCUUGUUGAUAGUGAACCUAUCAGUGCAAUUCGCUUUCUGCAUUAUAGUGCUGAAGUGCGUUUCCCUCUGUGUGUGUGUGUUGGUGCGUGAUUACCAUACCAGCUGGUGCGUAAGAACGGAUACGAAUAAACAAUAGUUUCGGUCUCAUCAUCAAUCGUCGUGCAUUUAGUGGGCAGGUGAUAACCAGAACGAGAUUUUUGCCAGUGAGCUGUAGGGAACAAAACGUACGUCGGCAGGUUGCAGCAAGGUGUAAUAGCAAUCAAUCAGCCAGCAUCAAUCAUGCGGGCUAUCAAUUUGUUUGCCAUAGUGAUCGGUUGGUAUGCGUUGGUCGGUCUCUUACCAGGUGGCAUUGGCGCUGCCCAACUAGAUUCGGGUACUAUUGGUGAAGAGCGCAUCUUGCAGCGCAAAAGCGAUGACCCGAUCGUUGCGCCAGUACCUCAGUACGCAUUCGACAACUCUUCGAUACUGCAGAAACAGCGUGCCUACCAGCCGGAUGUUGGCGAGCUGGAUUUCGUGUACCACAACCAUGAGGAGAUGACGCGCUACCUGCGAGCGACUACGGCCCGCUACCCAAAUCUUACUGCCCUCUACUCGAUCGGCAAGUCGGCUCAAGGGCGGGAUCUCUGGGUGCUGGUCGUAUCGGCAUCACCGUACGAGCACAUGCUCGGCAAACCGGACGUCAAGUACAUCGGCAACAUUCACGGUAAUGAGGCGGUCGGACGAGAACUGCUGCUGCACCUGGCGCAGUAUCUGGUGUCUAGUUACGCCUCGGAUCCGUACAUCAAGUGGCUGCUGGAUAACACCCGCAUCCACCUGCUGCCUUCACUCAACCCGGACGGUUAUGCUGCCUCAAAGGAGGGCACAUGUGACGGUGGCCAAGGCAGAUACAACUCGCGCGGCUUCGAUCUAAACCGCAAUUUUCCGGACUACUUUAAGCAGAAUAACAAGCGGUCGCAGCCUGAAACCGAGGCUGUAAAGGACUGGAUCUCCAAGAUACAGUUCGUGUUGAGCGGAUCGCUGCACGGGGGGGCCCUUGUGGUCAGCUAUCCUUAUGACAACACACCCAAUGCCAUCUUCCACAGCUACCUGUCGCAACCAUCGCUAACGCCCGAUGAUGACGUGUUCAAGCACCUCUCAUUGACGUAUGCCAACAACCAUGGCAAAAUGUCGCGCGGUGUUGCCUGUAAAACCGCGUCACCGUCGUUCGAAAAUGGCAUCACGAACGGUGCAGCGUGGUACCCCUUAACCGGUGGCAUGCAGGAUUUCAAUUAUGUCUGGCACGGCUGCAUGGAGGUGACGCUCGAAGUGUCGUGCUGCAAGUUCCCUCCGGCAUACGAGCUGCGAAAGUACUGGGACGAUAACCAGCUGUCAUUGCUGAAAUUCUUAGCCGAAGUACACCGGGGUGUGCAAGGUUUCAUUGUAGAUCCAACCGGUAAUCCAGUGGAGCGAGCGCAGCUCAAGAUCAAGGGCCGUGACAUCGGAUUCACCACGACCAAGUACGGUGAAUUUUGGCGGAUAUUGAUGCCAGGCGUCUACAAGCUGGAGGUGUUUGCCGAUGGCUUUCUGCCGAAGGAGAUUGAUUUUAUGAUCGUUGAGCAGCACCCUACACUACUCAAUGUCACCCUGCAACCGUCAAAGCGGACAACGCAUACCAUUGUACAGAUGCCCUUUUCUUCCUCUAACACGCAAUCGGAAGUGAGUUUUGGCGAUACCGAAACAGUGUCCAACAUUGACGAGGUAAAGGACCUAGUCCAGCUUCCUGUUACUAGCCCCGUGCAACAGAUGCCCGAUGUAGCUGCUAGCGUUUCACUGCCUAUGAACACACAUAACAGUGAUGGCAAUGCCGACGGUUUUAGCGCGAACGGCGGCGAUCGGCUCAUUUUCACUCCCUGAGCCGGCGUUCUAGUACACCCUGACGUCAUCUUCGUCAUCGUUGUCACCGAAGUCAUCGUUCCGUAAUGUUCGUGAUUUUCUUGGAUUAGCUGCUGUAUCGUGUACAUAGUUCGAUAGACCUCCAGGCGGAUGCGUUGCCCUGGCUUUAGUUAAAAAGGAAACAAAGGUGAUGGUAGCCAUAGAAUUCAGGCGAAGGUGUUUACAGAUCCUCUAGUAUCCAAUACACGUUCAAUAAAAAAAUGGCAAUUAUUCAAAUCUGUUACUCACCUAGCUUUAAUGGUUUAGCGUAUAGACAUGCAGCGAAGAUGUGCAGCACUUUUUUCAAAGUCAUCCGUUUCUUUAAUUACCUCAAUAAUAUAUCUUUUUGUCCAACAUCCUAGAUCGGCAAAUAUAGCUUGAAGUAUGUUGGGAAAAAGACGAUUAAUGAAAAAACCGACAGAAAACUUAAUAGCUGCCUUCGCCUACCAUUAAUUUCUAAACCCAUGUAAAUACAAAACGACGAUUCUAGUGCUUGAUUGACUUACGGAUGGUAUUGGGAUUGUGAAUUAGUUGACGAACUAGAUACUAAUACAACUGUGACACAUGCGAUAAUCGACAAUCCCUUCUGCUCACCUCUACUUCAAAAAUG
Anopheles darlingi is the source of this 2979-nucleotide messenger RNA. Its product is annotated as carboxypeptidase D-like. The transcript is spliced from 4 exons. Gene Ontology annotation, molecular function: zinc ion binding; metallocarboxypeptidase activity. Gene Ontology annotation, cellular component: cell surface. The record is from RefSeq and is a predicted model, not a curated record. NCBI's taxonomy places the organism in Eukaryota, Metazoa, Arthropoda, Insecta, Diptera, Culicidae. Gene Ontology annotation, biological process: proteolysis. The coding region runs from base 738 to 2351 and encodes 537 amino acids.